Molecule: messenger RNA, 1017 nt
Organism: Varanus komodoensis (Komodo dragon)
Lineage: Eukaryota; Metazoa; Chordata; Lepidosauria; Squamata; Varanidae
Gene: IGLON5
Product: IgLON family member 5
Exons: 8
Coding region: 1-1017 (338 amino acids)
Cellular component (GO): neuron projection
Source: RefSeq, a predicted model, not a curated record
AUGUGUAAGUUUGGAGAAAUGAAAUGUCAUAUCAUCAUCAUCAUCAUCAUCAUCAUCAUCAUCAUCCAACCUCUAACAAGGCUGCUGGUUCGGGGUGCAGAUUUCAAUCAGGCAGCAGAGAAUUACACAGUUUGCCAAGGGGACAACACGACACUCAGCUGCUACAUCAACCAGGAGGUGACGCGCGUGGCGUGGCUGAACCGCUCCAACAUCCUGUACGCUGGCAAUGACAAGUGGUCCAUCGACCCACGGGUGCAGCUGGUGACCUACAUCCCCUCCAAGUUCAGCAUCAUGAUCACCCACGUUGACGUGUAUGAUGAGGGACUCUACACCUGCUCCUUCCAGACGCAGGACAAGCCGCACACCUCACAGGUGUACCUCAUCGUGCAAGUCCCGGCUCGGAUCGUGAACAUUUCAUCCUCUGUGACUGUGAACGAGGGAAGCAACGUGAAUUUGCUCUGCCUGGCCGUGGGGAAGCCGGAGCCAACGGUGAUCUGGCGGCAGAUGAAAGAUGGAUUCACCAGUGAGGGGGAGUACUUGGAAAUAACAGAUAUCAACCGGCAGCAGGCUGGGGAGUACGAAUGCAUCACAGAAAACGGCGUCUUGGUCCCUGACCGGAAGCACGUGCUCAUCACUGUCAACUACCCUCCAACCAUCACGGAUGUGAAGGACUCACAUCCCCCCAUAGGAAAGAUGGCCCUAUUGCGCUGUGAAGCCAUGGCUGUACCACCCGCGGAAUUUCAGUGGUUCAAAGAUGACAAACAAUUAAUUGGUGGCUCCGAUGGAAUGCAGAUCCAGAAUGAGCGCACUCGAUCCAUCCUGCUCUUCACCAACGUUACUGCUCGGCAUUAUGGGAACUACACCUGCCUGGCUUCAAACCACUUGGGCUCAUUCAACGUCAGCUUACGACUUAUCAGACCAGGUUCCUUGGAAAACAUGGCAGCAGCCAACGUGGGAUCGUCCCUCUUCUUGGGCCUGCUCUCAUCUGCCUUUGUGACUGUGCUGUUUAAGAUUUAG